This is a messenger RNA of Coregonus sp. 'balchen', 7989 nucleotides long. Lineage: Eukaryota; Metazoa; Chordata; Actinopteri; Salmoniformes; Salmonidae. The record is from the annotation of a GenBank genome assembly.
AUGAUGAGACCUAAGGAUCUGCGCCAGGGCUCUGGUACCAAGACCUUCCUGGAUGCCAUGCACAGUGGCAAAGUGCACCUGGCACGCUUUGUCCUGGACGCGCUGGACAACCGCAUCAUCAACUCCAAGACAGAGAACGGCCGCACCCCUCUGAUGUUCGCAGUUUGCCUGCAGGACCCCGUGGCCAGGGCCAAGUUUACCCGUCUGCUGCUGGAGAAAGAUGCUGAUGUGAACUGCCAGGACGAGUACGGGCGCACGUCCUUGAGCCUGGCCUGUGAGCUGGGCCACCUGGACAUAGUCAAACUUCUGGUGCAGUUCAAUGCCAACCCUGAUGUGUCUGACACCUGGGGGAACAGCGCCCUGAUGUACGCAGCCUACACCGGCCACAGCCAAGUGCUGGAGUUCCUGGUCAGGGCUUUCAAAAGAAUGGGCAUGAGGCUGGACCGCACCAACCAGGCUGGCCACUCUGCCAUCCAGGUGGCCAACUUCUUUGGGCACGACCAGUGUGUCCAGGCCCUGAACUCUGGGAGGAGGGGGGUGGUGUCAGAUGACCAACUAGGGGAGGUCGGGAUCGGGAAGGAGGCCGGGACAGAGCGGACGCAACCAAACAAGCUCACCAGGCAAGUUCUGGAGAGGUUCUCUAAACAGUUCCAUAGCACGGAUGAAGACCAGCUGCCUAAGGUGUUCCAGAGACAGCUGAGGGUCGGGGACAGCAAUGAGCUGUGGGCGCGCAUCAAAUGCCAGAAUCAGUCCCUAGAGAGAAAUGGCAAUCCCCUAGAGAGGGCCCAGUCGGAAGAAGAACAGGAUGACAUAUUCACAGCCAAACAGAUACAGUCACAGAACUGUAAGCUAAGGCACAUGAGGGGGGUUAAAACAAUGAGCCAUCGCCCAGAGCCAAGCCAGAAAGAUGUCAGCAGAAACAGAGGAAUGAAACAGGAGGUGCCAGAUAGUAUUCCAGUCUGGGGCAAAGCAAAGUCAUUUAACCUGGACCUCCUGAGCAGCAGAAAGCAGUCCUAUCAUGGUGAUGUGUGUGACAUGAGCCUAUCAGCCAGGAAAUUAAAGAGAGCCUCGCUGCAGGACGAGAGAUCCCUGAUAGCCAAGAUUGAAUGUCAAGAGAGCACCUGUGAGGUGACAAACAAUGCUGACAAAACUGUCACCGCGCCAAAACCACUUUUGAACGUCAAAAGUCAAUCUCCGAGAGCGCCCGAGGAUUCCACCAGGGCGCCAAAAGAUGAAAAUAAUGCCAUCGCUCAAUCAAGCAGGAGAGGGAGUGAGAAGCGCGGCAGCCUCCCUCCGAACGGGAGACUCAACAAACUCCUCUUCUACAGAGAAGAGAUAGAGCCGGAGAAGAUUCCUGUCCGUCCACCGGGGUUCACCGGGCUGGGGACCAGAUUACUGCGGCGAUUCACCGCCCCUGAGUUCAUGAGACUGGUAAUUAACUGUUCCUCCGGUUCCUCACAGGGCAGAGGGAGGAUGUCCCGGUCUGAGACUUUCCCCUUUUCUCACGCACACCAGAGAGUUAACAGUCAGCCAAGCGUGGACAGCAUUAGCGGGGUGAAAUGUGAAUUUGAAAGCAAUUCCUGCGGUGUCUCCCUCGAGUAAAAGGGAAAUCAACUGUUCAAUUUGGAGAAUUAGUGGCAGUCGAUUUGAUAAAGCAUUUUAGAUUCCUUUAUUCUUAGAUUGUUAAUGAAUGAUCAUAUAGCUAAGGUAAGCUCGUGUUUCUUGAGUUUAACGAGCACAUUGCUUUGUCUGUAGAUUAUUUGACAAAAUGCUAUAUUACACUAUUAAUUAAAUAUGUAGCGUAUAUUCUAUUGAUCAUGUAUAAUUAUUUAUAAUGAAUCAUGCACAGGCUAUGCUAUAUGAAUUGUAAUAUAUUUAUUAAAAUAUUUUCAAAUGUGACAGAAUUCUAAUUUCUGCAUUUGAUACAGUGUAUGUGUGAGAGAGGGGGGACGAGAGAAGGAAAGAGAGAGAUGGACCUGUGUGAAAGGGGACAUUAAACAUUAAACUGAAUUGGAACAAAAUAGCAGUGGUUAGUUUAUAAAGAUCAAGAGUCAAUAUGCAUUAUUUAUUGAUUUUUACCAAAAAAAAUAUAUUUUUCAUUAAUAUCCUACAUAGAAAUACAAACAUCUGAAAUAUGCUAUAUCACUGGUAAGAUUACAAAGACAAUGUGCAAUGUGUUCUCAGCUGGUGCACACAUUUUCUGUAGCAACACACACAUCUUUUAGUUUAAAAAGUCGGUCGCAACACAGUGGAAAGGAUGGUUGAGGCAAACAUUAAAACAACAUCCAGGCUUAAACACACACACUUUUAAAAUGUUAAAUUCAAACCAUAUAAGUACAGUGGCUGUUAUGAUGAGUUUCUUGGGUAUCAAAGAAUCAAGGAUGCAAGGAUAUACUUAGACACUUUGUAGAAAGUUAAUGCAAAUGUUUAAUGAUAGGUACCGGGUUCGUUACAACAAUGACCAGAGCUUUGCCCUUGGUGUUACGAACUGAUUUGAACAAAGGAGACACUCUCUCUAUAUAUACACUUGGUUAUCAUCUUCUUGGCAUACAUCUGUUAAAUCUCCAUGGGCACUCCCUGUCUUUGAUGUUCAAGUCAUAUAUCCUGUCCCAUCAAUUAUUCUAAUAUCAACCUCAGUAAUCUCCUUUGACAUAACGGAAUGUAGACUCCAUGGCUCCAAUCCAAUUAUCUAGUAACUCUUCCCUGGUCCACACAAUGCUAUGACAUCAUUACAAUCCACUUUUCUUUUUUUUGCGGUAAGUGUUAUAACUUAACCCCCAAGGAUUCACAUAACUUCAUGUAAAAUACAAUAUUCUCCAAUCAGUAGUAUAUAUGACUAGAGCCUAAACUAUGCUAGAAAACUGAGAAUUCACCCCCUUCUACCUUCUAUACCUGAAUCCAAACCUGAUUCUCAAUAUAUUUAAUCAACAAAGGUAUAAAUUCUCAGUCAUCUAUCUUAUGCGAUAUCAAACCUCUCAAACCUCUAUAACCUCAGUCUGAAUAAAAGAUAAACACAUAAUUAACUACUAUAUAUUCAUGCUAAUAAUAUAUGUAUUCAAAACCCACAUAGACAUCCCCCAUUUUAAAAUGACCCCUUUUUCUGAGACAUGCUACCAAGAAAACAUACAUAUAAAUAAAUGGUGACCAUCAUGACAUCAUUCCCACAAAUACAAAGAUCCCUGCCCAUUACUAAGUUACAUGGAUAUUACAAUCUGAACAUAUGAAUAUAAAAAUAACUCCUAAUACCUUCCUAUAUGUCUCUAAUAUUUCCCAUAUAAUCACAUACAUUCCCUCUUUAUCUACUAUAAUAGCAUCCAAUGCCAUGUGAUUAUCACUUACAUAGUCUAAUGAGUAACAUCUCAGACCCAAUUGCUUACAAACCCAUGAUUGUUAAAAUAUACAAUGUUCAACUCCGACUUUGUCCUCCUAUUAUUCCUGAUAUGACAUACACAUUAUAACACUCUAUUCUCACUCCCCGUUAAAUCAUUACAUCCCUAAACUAUUCAUGCUUUAAUAAUUCAACCAAAUUCAGAUCAUAUGAAAAUAUCAUAACCCCAUGAUAGGAAUCAAUUAAAUACUUGCCUAUCAACAUAGAUAUGUACCACUCUAAACAACCAUAUCAAUAUCACCCAAUACCUCAAAUGUAUAUAAUGACCAAUAUGCUAAUACGUUAACCCAAUUAAUCAACAUAUUCACGACUUCAUUCACAAUCUUCACCUCAACUUCCAUGUUUGAAACAGUAUGAUUCAACAAUGUCUACUCAAAAUAAAUCAUAUAAGUGUAUCCUAAGACAUUACCAUAAUGUAUCACUGUUUUAACCCAUAAUAUCUAUAUAAGACAGUCUAUACUAAUACAUACUAAUGAUUCACUUAAAUCACUCAUCCAUCUUAUAACUUAUAACCAACCAAAUUACUUAACUCAACCAAAUUUAAAAUGACAAUCCUUAUUGAUUCACUUGAUCCUUAUCAAUGAAAAUUAAAACCCUCAACUUUAUCACCCAUUACAACUGUCCUAAUGUACACUUAUAUUAACAUACAGUAUAAACAUCCAUAAUUCAAUUAUGACUUUCCUCAUCCUGAUAAUAAAUACAGAUCAUUAUCUCAAUGCAUUCUUAAUACUAUUAAUUUAUCAUUGUAUAUACCUACUACCCAAAUUAGCAAAUUUAGAUAAAUCCAAUUUUAUUAUCAACACAGCUAAGUAACCCCUUUAUUUCUCCCGGCACUUAAAUCUUCUGGUGUCUCUUCAUUAUGUUCUUCAGACAGCUUCAUAGUUCAAAAUGAAUUGCCUCUGACAAUGUCACAACUGCAAUGUCUCAUCCGAGUCACCACCUUUUCUACAACCCCUCGUCUUAUCCAUUAGCCAACCAUUAUUCCCACAACAUAAAAUGUUGUAUCUGAACAUAUAUUUCUCCAUUCUCACUCAAUGGUGGACUCCUUUCCCACUCCUUUGAGAUAAUAACAUGAGAAAAUCCCUUGAUAUCUUCGAUUGGUUGUUGUAGACCAGUUGCAUGUAGAAGUGGUAUUUUACAAAAACAUCUUCAACGCCUCUGAUAUUCAUUUUCAGCCGGUUCAUAUGUUGUUAUUUUUAUUUAUACAGUGGGUAGAACAAGUAUUUGAUACACUGCCGAUUUAGCAGGUUUUCCUACUUACAAAGCAUGUAGAGGUCUGUAAUUUUUAUCAUAGGUACACUUCAACUGUGAGAGACGGAAUCUAAAACAAAAAUCCAGAAAAUCACAUUGUACGAUUUUUAAGUGAUUAAUUUGCAUUUUAUUGCAUGACAUAAGUAUUUGAUCACCUACCAACCAGUAAGAAUUCCGGCUCUCACAGACCUGUUAGUUUUUCUUUAAGAAGCCCUCCUGUUCUCCACUCAUUACCUGUAUUAACUGCACCUGUUUGAACUCGUUACCUGUAUAAAAGACACCUGUCCACACACUCAAUAAAAAAGACUCCAACCUCUCCACAAUGGCCAAGACCAGAGAGCUGUGUAAGGACAUCAGGGAUAAAAUUGUAGACCUGCACAAGGCUGGGAUGGGCUACAGGACAAUAGGCAAGCAGCUUGGUGAGAAGGCAACAACUGUUGGCGCAAUUAUUAGAAAAUGGAAGAAGUUCAAGAUGACGGUCAAUCACCCUCGGUCUGGGGCUCCAUGCAAGAUCUCACCUCGUGGGGCAUCAAUGAUCAUGAGGAAGGUGAGGGAUCAGCCCAGAACUACAACGGCAGGACCUGGUCAAUGACCUGAAGAGAGCUGGGACCACAGUCUCAAAGAAAACCAUUAGUAACACACUACGCCAUCAUGGAUUAAAAUCCUGCAGCGCACGCAAGGUCCCCCUGCUCAAGCCAGCGCAUGUCCAGGUCCAUCUGAAGUUUGCCAAUGACCAUCUGGAUGAUCCAGAGGAGGAAUGGGAGAAGGUCAUGUGGUCUGAUGAGACAAAAAUAUAGCUUUUUGGUCUAAACUCCACUCGCCGUGUUUGGAGGAAGAAGAAGGAUGAGUACAACCCCAAGAACACCAUCCCAACCGUGAAGCAUGGAGGUGGAAACAUCAUUCUUUGGGGAUGCUUUUCUGCAAAGGGGACAGGACGACUGCACCGUAUUGAGGGGAGGAUGGAUGGGGCCAUGUAUCGCGAGAUCUUGGCCAACAACCUCCUUCCCUCAGUAAGAGCAUUGAAGAUGGGUUGUGGCUGGGUCUUCCAGCAUGACAACGACCCGAAACACACAGCCAGGGCAACUAAGGAGUAAGAAGCAUCUUAAGGUCCUGGAGUGGCCUAGCCAGUCUCCAGACCUGAACCCAAUAGAACAUCUUGGGAGGGAGCUGAAAGUCCGUAUUGCCCAGCAACAGCCCCGAAACCUGAAGGAUCUGGAGAAGGUCUGUAUGGAGGAGUGGGCCAAAAUCCCUGCUGCAGUGUGUGCAAACCUGGUCAAGACCUACAGGAAACGUAUGAUCUCUGUAAUUGCAAACAAAGGUUUCUGUACCAAAUGUUAAGUUCUGCUUUUCUGAUGUAUCAAAUACUUAUGUCAUGCAAUAAAGUGCAAAUUAAUUACUUAAAAAUCAUACAAUGUGAUUUUCUGGAUUUUUGUUUUAGAUUCCGUCUCUCACAGUUGAAGUGUACCUAUGAUAAAAAUUACAGACCUCUACAUGCUUUGUAAGUAGGAAAACCUGCAAAAUCGGCAGGUUAUCAAAUACUUGUUCUCCCCACUGUAUAUAUAUAUUUUUUUAGGGGGUAGAUCAGCUUUAAUAUUGCAGAUAGAUUGUAACUUCCAUCAAUGUAAUUGUCUGCAUCUCUUCCAAUCCCCCAUAUGUUUUUUUUCUCUCGCAAAUAUAUAUAUAUAUAUAUAUAUAUAUAUAUAUAUGUUAUUAGUCCCCUAGAGGUAUUUUUGUAAGUGAUGUAAAAAUCCUUGGCUCUCACCGGGUUAAAUGGGUGCUGAAUUACUGAAGGUGAAUUAAAUGUCAGCAAGGAUUUCUUCCUUAUUUUUUAAUGAGGAAAAUGACAUUUCUCAUUAUUGUCUGUUCCCUUUCUCUCAUCAUACCCUUCUUUCUUCUUUCUCUUCCAUCCACCCACCCUUCUCUGUCCUCCCUCAGUUUUGUCUCCUCAGUUCUUCCCUUGUCCACACUGCACCAUCUCCUUUACUGACUAUUUCUUCCUGGAGAGUCACAUCAAGAACAAACACCAGAAGCAGUACCUGGCCAUGUUGAAAAGCCAAGUCUCAAAGAGUAAAACAGUGUACGGCCCCACACACAGCUGUCCCCACUGUAGCGACAUGUUCCAUACACCACGACAGCUAGACAUCCACACCUGCGAGGCCCACCCCUCUGCCCUUCCCCGGAAACCUGCCCAUCCCCACAGGGUUCCGGGGAAACUCCACCCCUGCCCGCAGUGUGCCCGCAGAUUCCCGUACCUGGGCACCUUGCUGAAGCACUGCAAGAAUUUGCACAAAAUGGCCGUUGUUCGCAUCGAUGGACGCUUUGAGAAUUGCUGGGGACUGGGGCCUCACCAGUGUCACGAACCAGAGGGCACUAAACCUAAGGACAUUAAGCCUGUGAUCUGUCUGGAAGUCGGCUUCCAUUGCUCCGAAUGUGGCAAGAUCCUCACUACUCCUACGAGUCUGAACACUCACAUGCGCAUCCACACCGGAGAGAAGCCUUACGAAUGCAAAGAGUGCGGCAAAAGAUUCUCGAACGGCAGCAGUUUAGGCAAACACCUGCUGAUACACAAGGGGGUCAAAUAAUUCAAAUGCCAGGAUUGUGGGAAGGCUUUCGCCCAGGCAAACCUUCUCAGGAAUCACAUGACUGUUCACUCUGGUGAGAGAAAGUUAUCUUGCUCCCAAUGUGACAAGCGGUAUGCAUACAGGGGUAGUCUGGAGCUUCACCUGCGCGUACACUCAGGGGAGAGACCUUUCAAAUGUACGGUGUGUGGUAAAGACUUUGCUGACAAAUGUUAUCUGAAAACGCACCUGAAUAUACACAACAACCAGAAAAACUACCAUUGUGGGGUUUGUGGGCGGAAGUUCAUAAGGCUUGGGUUGUUGAAGUUACACAUGCGCUCACACACCGGGGAGAGGCCCUACCACUGCACAGUGUGCAACAAGAAGUUUGACUCUCACACCUGAAGAACCAUAAUCUCACUCACACAGGUGAGAAACCAUACACCUGCACCAAGUGCUGUAAAAGCUUCACUCAGUCUAGAGAUCUGGCCAAACACAAGGGCUUCCACACUGGGGAAAGGCCAUUUGAAUGUUCUGAAUGCCACAGACGGUUUAUCUGUUCAGGUUCUCUGACCCUGCACAUGAGGACCCACACUCACCAUGAUGUAAAGCCAUACUCCUGCCAAGAGUGUGGGAAGAGAUUUUAUGAACGGAGUCACGUUAAAGUCCACAUGAAAAUCCACAAGGGGAAACCGUAUUCCUGCCCUCACUGCUUUUUUUACUUUGCUCGCAAGAGCAACCUCUCCAAUCACCUGCCUAGAUGUCCUAAACGUAAAUGAGUUAAACCUAUGA